This is a messenger RNA of Colletotrichum truncatum, 1161 nucleotides long. RefSeq lists its product as uncharacterized. The record is from RefSeq and is a predicted model, not a curated record. Lineage: Eukaryota; Fungi; Ascomycota; Sordariomycetes; Glomerellales; Glomerellaceae.
AUGGCGAUGAUCCCGGUACCGCUACGAAAUGUGAGUCGCACAUUCCGGCGACUGCCGGCGGUGACGGCGACAGCACCAUUCAUUAGCUUUAUGCCUUUUGUUCGAUAUUCUGAUUUCCCACGAAAAGCUGCACACAAAGUGGCUAGUCAGUUCACGCCUCCAGCCUUCAAUGCGUCUCGCCUCAACAUUCUGUAUCCGUUGAAUUCAGAUGUUUCGGAGAAGACGCUCCCCGCGUAUACCGAAGCUAUGUUCAAGCGAUUAGAUAUCCACUCGGCACACGAAAAAGGCGUAUACACCAAAGUUCCUAUACCCAGGCAUCUCUCAGCUGGGAAAUACUUUUACUCGAAAUUUACAGCACGUCAUGUUGUCGAGCAGUUUGACAUGCCGGCUUUUGCCCAAUCGCUUGGAGAGCAUCCGAGGGCGGUCGUAAGAGAGCACUACUACGAAAAGAAGAAGAAGAACGAGCCGCUAUGGCAGUGGUUCCAUGGAAGCCAUGCCUUUGGAAGCGCAGGCCUUGUCAUUCAUUCCGGUGGCAAAUUUAUCAAGGCAGUCAGGAAAGCACUAUACACCAGGGGAUACGGUAUACAUGGGCGAAGACUUGGGAAAAGUUUGUUGGGGGCAUCAUCUUCGAGGAAGGACGAUGGCUUGCGAGGCACACUUCUGUUCUACGCCUUGAAACCCCUAGAACUCAAAACUCAAGUUACAAUGAAGGAGAUUCAGGAAGCGGUCGACUUUUGUAUCGACUACUUCAUUCUUAAGACCCGACAGGAGAGCGGGAAGCAGGUCCCGGGGAAAGUUGCGCACCCCAGCAGCAUGUCGAGACGGGCGGCCAAAAGGGAGAUGGCACUGCCCGAUCCAAGCUUAAGAGGAUUGGUUUAUCGACCUUGGCUAAGGAAGGAGGAUAUGCUUCCACAAGGACAUGAGUUCCCACAGAAGAAAGCAGUCGACCGCUUGUGUAAUCAGCAAGAGUCGACCGAACAGCAGCGCUCGCUCCACGUCCACGGGAAGUUGAAGGUUAACAGCAGGCACAAGAGGGCAGGCUCCUUAGAAGGGCAUCCACCCUUUAAUCCUGCCAAAGACGAUGGAUUGCCCAUGAUGAGGCAAUCGAAUCAAAAGAAACCCACUAAAAGAGCAGUAGCAAAGAGGGAAAGAUCGGAAUAG